Messenger RNA from Cydia amplana, 1508 nucleotides. Its product is annotated as zinc finger protein 431-like. The record is from RefSeq and is a predicted model, not a curated record. Lineage: Eukaryota; Metazoa; Arthropoda; Insecta; Lepidoptera; Tortricidae. Bases 254 to 1480 code for a protein of 408 amino acids. The transcript is spliced from 10 exons.
AACUAGGUUAGAUAAACGAAUAAAGAAAGAUUCAAAAAUACAUAGACUAAAGAAAGUUAAUGUAGAAACAUUUCUAAAUAAAAAGCAACAUUCAAAAGCCAAAGUAAGGAAGAAAAAUAAAGAAACAAUUGAAGUAAAAACAAAAGCCGAUAAAGAAAAAGACUCGGAACCAGGAAGGUUUUUUACAAUAGAGGAAAUAGAAGAGUUUGUGAAAAAGCAUAAUUUUGAAAUACAAUAUUUGACUGAGGAAGAAAUGGCGGAGGAUAUGGAAAGAAGGAAAGUGUCGGAUCGGUAUAAACACUGCAAGUUUAAAUGUACAUUGUGUUAUAAAGGCUUUCUGACGUCCACUACUUUUGAUAAUCAUAUGAAGAAAGAUCAUGACCCGCGUAACGCAAAGAACGAGUGCCGGUUAUGCCGCGUGAGCUACCGCUACGGAUUCUAUCUCAAACAACACGUGCAGAACGCGCACCGGUUGCGGCUGCGCUGCGCCGAGUGCGGAGAGGGCGUGUGGGGCAGGAAAGAGUGCGUCGCGCACGCGGCGCGCCACGCCGGCACCACGCGUCAAUGCAAGUACUGCGGGAAGCACUUCCUUAAGAAAUCGUCGUACACAUGGCAUAUGCGAGCAGCGCAUCCCGUCGAGAAUUCGGCGCGCGGCUCGUGCGAACUCUGUGGGGAGAUCUACACCAGUGCCAAGGGACUCAAGGCGCAUAAACUACUUGCACAUAAUAAGCGCUCUGCGCCCGAGUUGCAGUGCGGCCGCUGCCGCGCACAGUUCGACAAUAUGGAGGCUCUGACGAAACACAGACGACAACAAGCUGAUGACAAGUGCGAUCCUGACUUAAGCCCGUGCGCGGCGUGCGGCGCGGGCUGCGCGGGCGCCGAGGCGCUGCUGCGGCACAUGCACGCGGCGCACCACGUCCACAUCUUCACCUGUGACCUCUGCAACAAAUCCUUUCUAUCCAAGGCGUCGCUCUCGACCCACAUAGACCGCGUCCACCUCGGCAUCAGGCCGUUACAACACCAUCAGCUCACGCAGUACAAGAAACACAGCAAACGUCCCGUGCAGCACAAGAGACGGGGGCACGACCACAUGUGCGAGCACUGCGGGAAGGCCUACACGACACACCAGUUUUUAAAGAACCACCAGAUGACGCACACGGGUGAACGGCCCUUCAAGUGCGACCGCUGCCCUAAGGGGUUCACCACAGCUGUGCAGCUCACGUGGCACACGAGAACACACACGGGGGAGCGACCGUUCCAGUGCGACCAGUGUCACCAGGCGUUCAGUCUAGAAGGCAACCUCAGGAGGCACCGCAAAGCGGUGCACCUAGGGCUCCGCAAGAAUGUGCCGUGCCCGCGUUGUGAGAAAACCUUCUCUACUAACUCCACGAUGAAGUUGCACGUCAGAACAGUGCACGACGGAGCGCCCUGGCCGCGCCGAGACCGCAGGCCGAGGAAACACCCGCCGCAGAUAGAAUAGUUUUAUAAAAAACACAUACACCUGCGAA